AUGGACUAUCGUGCCCGACGAAAUCGAAGAAUACGAGGCCGCUCUUGCAACCCCUCUUGUAUGGAUAUUGGCUCGGAACAGUGCAAUAAACCUUGGAACUUUAUGAGCAGUUGCUAUAGCUUCCUAAUAUUGUCGAGUCUUAUAGGCGUCAUUUAUCUCAUGUUAGAUUACCACUGCAUCACGUGCUCCUCGAAGUGUGAUUUAAACCAUAUCAACAAGAGAAUUGAAGACAUUUCGAAAAGUUUAGCUGUUAUGAAAGACAGUUAUUUCAAUUUGGAACUGAAGAUGUCUCGGGUUUCUCAGGAACUACCGAAACUGGAAGGACAAUUUGAAGUAAUAGAAGCACUAGCUAAUGCGCUGGAUAGUAAAGGCGCAGCCUGGGAUCCAAGAACAAGCCUCCCUCUCCCCAACGUUGGCGUAUGUCUAAAUAAACCCGCGAAUGCCAGCAAAUGCGGAUGCAAGAAGCGGUUUUCCAAGAUUAUGGCAGUCAAUUGA
Spodoptera exigua (beet armyworm) is the source of this 495-nucleotide messenger RNA. NCBI's taxonomy places the organism in Eukaryota, Metazoa, Arthropoda, Insecta, Lepidoptera, Noctuidae. The record is from the annotation of a GenBank genome assembly.